Molecule: messenger RNA, 1527 nt
Organism: Coffea eugenioides
Lineage: Eukaryota; Viridiplantae; Streptophyta; Magnoliopsida; Gentianales; Rubiaceae
Exons: 3
Coding region: 1-1527 (508 amino acids)
Source: RefSeq, a predicted model, not a curated record
AUGGAUGCUAUGACCCUUGUACAACAUUAUGGAAAGCUAGAUAUCUUCCUUACAAUGACCUGCAAUCCAUCUUGGCCUGAAAUAAAGAACCAUUUGCUUGACACAGAUGAAGCUCAGAAUCGGCCUGAUUUGAUAACACGGAUAUUUCGUGCAAAAAUAGAGCAAUUGAAAGAAGAUCUUUUCAAGAAACAUCUUUUUGGUCAUGUUGCUGCUUACACUUAUGUUAUCGAAUUCCAAAAAAGAGGUUUCCUACAUGCUCAUUUUCUGAUCAUCUUAAAGGAACAAUCAAAGAUGUUCUCGCCAGAAGAAUACGACAAAAUUGUUUGUGCAGAGCUUCCUGAUAGACACAAGGCACCAUACUUAUAUUCUUUGGUUAUAAAGCACAUGCUUCAUGGACCAUGUGGAUCAAUGAAUCCAAGUAAUCCUUGUAUGAAACAGAAUCACAAGUGCAAAAAUAACUAUCCGAAAGAUUUUUCAGAGUACACAAAGCAUGAAAAAAAUUCAUAUCCUAUAUACAGAAGACGGGAUGAUGGCAGCAAGAUCUAUAUCAAAGAACAUGAGUUAGAUAAUCGAUGGAUUGUCCCUUACAAUCCAUAUCUUCUUGCAAAAUAUGACUGUCACAUCAAUGUUGAAAUAUAUUCUGCCAUCGAAGCUGUAAAGUACAUCUACAAAUAUAUAUACAAGGGCCAUGAUAGGGUGAUGUACCAGUUGACAGCUGAGCAAGCAAAUCAAAUCAUUGAUGAGAUAAAAAAUUUUCAAUCCACAAGAUGGGUAUGUGCACCUGAACCUAUCUGGAGGAUAUAUGCUUUUGAUCUCAGUGUUAUCAAUCCAUCGGUUAUUUUGCUUCAUUUACAUCUUGAAAACUACCAAUCAAUGUACUUUGACGAGAAUCGUCCAUUGACAGAUAUAAUUACAGACGACAGGCUUUCACGAACAAUGCUAAUAGAAUUCUUUGCAAUGAAUCGGACAAAUGAACAUGCAGAAAGCCUUAAUCUUCUGUACAAAGAGUUCCCUCAGCAUUUUGUCUGGGAUGCAGAUGAUAGAAUAUGGUACACUAGAAAGAAAGGACAGGUCAUUGGGCAAAGCCUGAAUCUUCUGUACAAAGAGUUCCCUCAGCAUUUUGUCUGGGAUGCAGAUGAUAGAAUAUGGUACACUAGAAAGAAAGGACAGGUCAUUGGGCGUGUUAUAACAGCACAUCCGAUUGAAGGAGAGAGGCAGCUAUUUGCAGUCAUCUUGGUCCAUUGUUCACCAGCCGAUCUACAACAUCUUUGGUCAAGAUUUCGACCAUUCUUAUCAGAAGACAUUACAGCAGACUCUUCUCUAUCAGAAAAUGAAAUUAUCAUGAAAGUCCUUGCUUUGAUUGAUCAAUAUUUACAGAUAAUGGGAAAAAGUAUAAAGGAUUAUGGUUUCUCAGACUUUAUUCCAGAUUCUCGCUCUAUCAGUCUUACAAAAGAAAUACAAGCUGAAGCUGACAUACCUGUCUCCAAAGAAGAUUUAGCAGCAGUCUCUAUGUUCAAUCCUGGAUAG